Messenger RNA from Pyricularia oryzae 70-15, 3559 nucleotides. Its product is annotated as hsp98-like protein. The transcript has a single exon. The record is from RefSeq and is a predicted model, not a curated record. Bases 280 to 3060 code for a protein of 926 amino acids. Gene Ontology annotation, cellular component: cytosol; cytoplasm. Gene Ontology annotation, molecular function: ATP binding; ATP hydrolysis activity. Lineage: Eukaryota; Fungi; Ascomycota; Sordariomycetes; Magnaporthales; Pyriculariaceae. Gene Ontology annotation, biological process: cellular response to heat.
AAGAGUCCCCCACUAGUACUGUUCAUAAAUUGAACCCGUUUGUCCUCCCUUCCUACCCGACAAUUGUUUUUCGAUCCCAUAGACAAGCUCAGAAACGAACCAAUUCAACGAAAUCACUUCAGCGGUGACUCUUACAAAAAGCCACAUCAUAAUUUCCUUUUGUUGUCUGCCUUUCAAUACCACUUUAGACUUACGACCGUAAUACUUUCUUUGCUCUCUACGAGCUUAAUUUCGCCAUACAAUCACACCCACACAUAAACAACCACAGAUUCAGUCAAAAUGAAUUCAAAAAUGGAAUUCACAGAUAGGGCCAAGAAGGCCAUGGAGGACGCCAUGGACCUGGCAGAACAACACGCCCACUCCCAGCUUCUACCCGUCCACCUUGCAGUUUCUCUCCUGGACCCUCCCCCGGAUUUGUCCAAGGACCAGCAGAACCCUACACCUGGUGCUUCACACACUCUCCUGAGGCAGGUCGUUGAGCGAGCCCAAGGUGACCCUCAGCUUCUCGACAGGGCGCUGAAAAAGACCCUGGUUCGGCUUCCCAGCCAAGACCCGCCCCCAGAGAAUGUCACCAUGUCUCCAUCGUUCAACAACCUUAUCCGCAAGGCUAUGGAACUGCAGAAGGUCCAGAAAGACUCAUUCAUUGCAGUGGACCACUUGAUUUCAGCCUUGGCCGAAGACGUUAGCUUCCAAAAUUGUCUCAAGGAGGCCAAUGUUCCCAAACACAAGCUCAUUCAGGAUGCUGUCCAGACCAUCCGUGGUACCAAGAGGGUGGAUUCCAAGACGGCAGACACUGAGGAAGAGCACGAGAACCUCUCGAAAUUCACCAUUGACAUGACGGCUAUGGCACGGGAAGGGAAAAUCGACCCGGUCAUCGGACGUGAGGAGGAAAUCCGCAGGGUUGUUCGAAUCCUCUCGAGGAGAACCAAGAACAACCCCGUGCUCAUCGGUGAGCCUGGUGUAGGAAAGACCACCGUCGUCGAGGGUCUUGCCCAACGAAUCGUCAAUGCCGACGUACCGGACAACCUGGCUGCCUGCAAGCUCCUUUCAUUGGACGUCGGUGCCUUGGUCGCCGGGAGCAAGUACCGUGGAGAGUUCGAGGAGAGAAUGAAGGGCGUCUUGAAAGAAAUCGAGGAGGCCAAGGAGAUGAUUGUGCUCUUCGUUGACGAAAUCCACUUGCUCAUGGGGGCUGGCUCCUCUGGUGAGGGUGGCAUGGAUGCUGCCAAUCUCUUGAAGCCCAUGCUUGCUCGUGGCCAGCUGCACUGUAUUGGCGCCACAACCCUGGCUGAGUACCGCAAAUACAUCGAGAAGGAUGCCGCCUUCGAGCGUCGUUUCCAGCAGGUUCUUGUCAAGGAGCCCACAAUCAACGAGACCAUUUCUAUUCUCCGAGGUCUCAAGGAGAAAUACGAGGUUCACCAUGGUGUGACCAUCGCAGACAGCGCCCUGGUUGCUUCAGCGAACCUUGCGGCACGCUACCUCACAACUCGGCGCAUGCCUGACUCUGCUGUGGACCUGAUCGACGAGGCAGCUGCGGCUGUGCGUGUUGCUCGUGAAUCUCAACCGGAAAUAAUCGAUUCUCUUGAGCGCAAGCUACGACAACUGAAGAUCGAGAUUCACGCGCUCUCCCGCGAAAAGGACGAGGCAUCUAAGGGUCGGCUUGCUCUUGCGAAGCAGGAGGCGCAAAACGUGGAGGAGGAGCUCAGGCCUCUUCGCGAAAAGUACGAGAGUGAGAGGAAGCGUGGCAAAGAUAUCCAGGAGGCGAAGAUGAAGCUUGACCAGCUCAAAGUCAAGAUGGAGGAUGCUAGCAGAAUGGGCGAUCAUGCACGUGCCGCAGACCUCCAGUACUAUGCCAUCCCUGAGCAAGAAAACGUCAUCAAGCAGCUCGAGAAGGACAAGGCUGCUGCCGAUGCUGCUAUCAGCGCUCAGGCCCAGACCGAUCACGGUGGUUCAAUGAUCACCGAUGUUGUUGGACCUGAUCAGAUCAACGAAAUUGUGUCGAGAUGGACUGGAAUCCCCGUCACCCGACUCAAGACAUCCGAGAAAGAGAAGCUUAUCCAGAUGGAGAAGGCUCUCGGCAAACUCGUCGUCGGUCAGAAGGAGGCGGUGCAAUCGGUUUCGAACGCCAUCCGUCUGCAACGCUCUGGACUUAGCAACCCGAACCAGCCACCGAGCUUCCUAUUUUGCGGUCCAUCAGGUACUGGUAAGACGCUGCUUACCAAGGCGCUUGCCGAGUUCCUCUUCGACGACUCGAAGGCCAUGAUCAGGCUCGACAUGUCGGAAUACCAGGAGAGACAUUCACUCAGCCGCAUGAUUGGAGCUCCGCCAGGAUAUGUCGGUCAUGACGCGGGUGGUCAACUGACUGAAGCGCUUCGCCGCAAGCCCUUCUCCAUCCUCCUGUUUGACGAGGUUGAGAAGGCUGCCAAGGAGGUCCUGACUGUACUCCUCCAGCUCAUGGACGACGGUCGCAUCACCGAUGGCCAAGGACGUGUUAUCGACGCUCGUAACUGUAUCGUCGUCAUGACCUCCAACUUGGGUGCAGAGUUCCUCGCUCGACCAGCUGGCAAGGACGGCAAGAUUGACCCAACGACGCGCGAGCUUGUGAUGAACGCGUUGCGCAACUACUUCCUGCCCGAGUUCCUGAACCGUAUCUCCUCAACCGUCAUAUUCAACCGUCUCACACGUAAGGAAAUUCGCAAGAUCGUUGACUUGCGCAUUUCCGAGAUCCAGAAGCGACUUGCAGACAAUAACCGCAACAUCGCCAUAUCGGUGUCGAAUGAAGCUAAAGACUACCUGGGCAACGCUGGCUACUCACCGGCCUAUGGUGCUCGCCCACUGGCCCGCCUUAUUGAGCAGGAAGUUCUCAACAAGCUUGCUGUAUUGAUCUUGCGCGGCAGCAUUCAAGAUGGCGAGGUCGCGCGGGUGGAGCUCAUUGACAACAAGAUCGUUGUCCUAUCAAAUCACUCCAGCAGUGAAAAUGGUGACGAUGUCGAGAUGAUUGAUUCUGAGGAGGAUGCAGUGGAAGAGCUUAUCAGGGACGACGAUGAUGAGUUGUUUGACUAAACGGAGGGAUUGGUUGGAAAUGAUGACGAAUCAUGAUAGUAAGCUUGGGAUUGAGCGUUAGUUUCUUGUUUCUUUUCUUCUAUUCAUGUAUAUUCUCAGCUAUGAUUGUGCUUCAAGAAUUUUACGGUAAUGGCGUUGGGAUUCUAUGAAUAAAAUCAAAAAAUGAGUUAAAUCACAAGGCGAGACAUCACUAUAGCAUGUUAAAAUAACUGCGCGACUAUCCAUGAAGUUGUAGACAAGUGAAUUUCAUACAGACACAAAGAGUAUAGUCAGGAGUGACAUCUAAACACAAUCUAGAUAGUUCUAGAUGCUGGACCCCACUGGCAAGCCGAUCAAGAUUGAUCCCCAGAGUCACAGCUUCUGUUCCUUAGUAUUCUUAGUAGAGUAUCUUUGUGAGAUCGUACAGGAUAUACAAGUACAUAUGAGUAGUAGGUAACCACCAAAGAGGCAGGCAUAUUUAUAUACAGCAAGAAUACAAUACAAUGCCAAGUCGCUCAAG